CAUGCGCGGUGCGGCCCCCUCAGCUGGCUUGGUCCCUGGCGAGCGCAGAGCGUGCGCCUUCGGGAAUCUUCGGUGCGCUACGUCUGCUCACCCGGUACCUGCGCUUCUGACUGGAAUUGAGGCGUCGGAGCCUGUCACUCCCGCUCUGGCCUGGGUCUCUAGCGCCUGCGGGAGCGCCAGCUGUGGUCACCUGCGGCCCGGGUGUGUGCUCUAGGGGCCGCAGCUCCCCGGGGGUUUGUUCUGGAAGAGAGCUGAGAGAGCAGUGUCCUGGCGCGUGGAAGCCCCGCACCUCUCGCGUCAUGGUGAAGAAGAACAGUAUCCCCAACGGGUGGAGGACUGUGACGCCAAUUGGACAUCCUCUACCUGGAACACGAUUUAUUGCUUUUAAAGUUCCUUUAAAAGGAGCAGUUAAUCAGAGACUUACUCCAACCCAGAAGUUUACACCAAAAGAUUUGAUAAGUGCAAUAAAAGCACUAAAUGUGGAACUUGGAUUAAUUAUCGAUCUGACAUACACCACAAGAUAUUAUGAAGUUAAGGAUUUACCUAAAAGCAUUCAUUAUAAAAAACUUUAUACUGUUGGACUCGAAGUCCCUGACAAUGCUACUAUUCUGCAGUUCAAAAAGUGGGUCAGAAAGUUCCUGUGGGAAAAUGCAGAAAAUGAUAAACUCAUUGGAGUUCAUUGUACCAAUGGAAUUAACAGAACAGGAUACCUUAUAUGUAGGUACCUUAUCGAUGUUGAAGGCUGGGAUCCAGAUACAGCAAUUCAAGCUUUUGGUGAGGCCCGUGGUCAUCGAAUAGAUGGAUGUGUGUACUUAAAGGAUCUCAAAACUCGACCCAUGAGAAGUAAUCUUGGAAUGGAUGUCUGGGAUUCUGAUGAAGAUGCAAAUCUCCCAUCUAAUUCUAUGGAAGAAUCUGGAGAUUGGUCCCCAAAUGAAGACUUCCAUGGCAGGACUGGGAAAAGGUCAAGGCUUCUUAAUGACCAGCACCCUCGAAAUGAUGUACAGAUAAAGGAUUAUGAUUAUGUCAACAAUGGAUGUUUCCAGAGGCAUGGGGAUUUGUAUAAACACAGGUGUAGUGACAGCAUGCCAGAAGAAAGACAUCUGAGAAAUUGGGAUUUGGGUAACAAAGGACCAGGACCAAGAUGUUCAUUCUUUGCUAAUCACCAGUGUUAUGAUGUCUCUCAAGAGGAAACAGAUUUCAAUAACAAGAUACAUGGAACCAGACCGAGACCAUUUUGUGAUCCCCAGCCUCACAGUGACUACAAUGAACCAGAUGCUGGAGAUGAUUUUGAUUUUGUUAGCAAAGUUGAUGGACAAAAGAGACAUUCCAUUCAGAAUCAUCAGGCCUAUAGCAACUGUUGGGAAAAAUUUCCAACAAAAGAUUAUGGUUUUAUCAACAGAAGCUGGGGACAAAAACGACGGCCUUUCUAUAACCACCAUGAGUACCCACUUCAUGAUGAUUUUCAGGACCAAUUACUUGUACAGAGUUCUCAUUUUCUCAACAGGGGUGGUGGUUUUCAAAGGAAAAAACCCUUCUGCCAGAACUAUUUUCAUGAUGAAAUGAAUUUGGAAGAUUUAGAAUAUACCGAUGUCAUAUCAGAGCACACACGAGGAUCUCUACAUGACCAUUCCAACAAUGAUUUCUCAGAGAAAAUGUCAUUGAAAAAAUAUGUUAAUAGAGGUCAUGGACAAAGACUACCACCUUUUCCAAAGUUUAAAAUGCAAAGGCAUUUAAGAAAUUUUUAUUUCAACGUUGAAACAAAACCAUGGCAUAUAUCUUCCUGUAACCACCCACGUAAUGAUCCACAAGAACAGGUUCUUUUGGAAGAUUUGGAUUUUGAACAGGAAACAUCCUCACAAAGACCAUGGUCUUUUCGGGACUCCCCACUUCCUGAUAACAUAAAUCCUGACUGGCAUUUAGAUAAGUGAGUCAUUUUGUUUUGCACAGUCAGAAAUGGUACUUGACUCCAACAAAACACUCAGACUUCUUUCAGAUUAGGUAUUUUUAUAAAAGUGGUAUAAAUUAUCACCCAAAGCUGAAAUUCAGAUUUAUUCUUAUAUAGAUUGAGUUUGUGAUGAAGGUUUAUUUCUGAUGCUGUGAAUUAUAAAUUUACCUUUAUUUCCUACAAUUGCAGUAAAUAUACAAAUUAGAUUUAAAUGGUUUAGCUUUUCACUGUAAGCUAGUAGUAAAAAAUAAAACAGAAAACAAGAAACAGAUUUCUCAGAGAAAUACUGUGGCUUUUAGAUAAGGAUUUUAAAAAAUAUAGUCAAUCCUUGAACAAGAAGGUUUAAACUGUGCGGGUUCACUUAUAUGUGGAUGUUUUACAGUAUAGUACUGUAAAUGUAUUUUCUUGUAAGAUUUUUGAAUAACAUUUUCUUCUCUCUAGCUUAUUGUAAGAAUACGGUACAUAACACAUGUAGCAUAGGACCACAUGUUAGUCAACUGUUUAUGUUACCAGUAAGGCUUCUGGUAAACAGCAGGCUGUUUGUAGUUAAGUUUAGGGGAGUCAGAAGUUACAUGUGCAUUUUUGACUACACAGGGAUCAGCACCCCUAACUUCCAGUUGUUCAGGGAUCAACUGAAUUCCUUCUAGUUGUCCUACAAAUUAUUUUUUCUUUCAUUUUAAUUCCAGUAUGGUUAACAUACAAUGUUAAAUUAGUUUCAGGUAUA
Molecule: messenger RNA, 2669 nt
Organism: Mustela erminea (ermine)
Lineage: Eukaryota; Metazoa; Chordata; Mammalia; Carnivora; Mustelidae
Exons: 9
Coding region: 300-1928 (542 amino acids)
Biological process (GO): dephosphorylation
Molecular function (GO): polynucleotide 5'-phosphatase activity; protein tyrosine/serine/threonine phosphatase activity
Source: RefSeq, a predicted model, not a curated record